AUGGCUGCUUCCAAGAAUCAGCACCGGCAAAGCGGGCUGGUCCUAUUGUGUACGCUGGUGGGGACGCUGUGCCAGAUCGGGGUAGGACAGAUUCGCUACUCGGUUCCAGAAGAGACAGACAAAGGCACGGUCGUGGGUAAUGUCUCCAAGGACCUGGGACUGGAGUCGCGCGAUCUGGUCGAGGGAGGGGUCCGCAUCGUCUCCAGAGGUAGGUCGCAGCUUUUCUCUCUGAACCCGCGGAGCGGCAGCUUGGUCACCUCGGGCAGAAUAGAUAGGGAGGAGCUGUGCGCACAGAGUUCGCCCUGUCUUGUAAAUAUUAAUAUCCUAGUUGAGGACAAAGGAAAACUCUUUGGGGUAGAAAUCGAAAUAACUGAUAUUAACGAUAAUAAUCCGAAGUUCCAUGUUGAAGAGCUGGAAGUAAAAAUUAAUGAAAUCGCUGCCCCCGGAGCACGGUAUCCACUCCCAAAAGCAGUUGAUCCAGAUGUGGGCCUAAACUCCCUCCAGAGUUACCAGCUCAGCCCCAACCAACACUUCUCUCUGGAUAUGCAAAGGGGAGACCACGGUGCUAUAAAUCCAGAGCUGGUGCUGGAGCGCACCCUGGACCGAGAGGAAGAGCCCAUUCACCACCUGGUCCUCACCGCCUCCGAUGGUGGCGACCCGCGCCGCUCCAGCACAGCUCUCAUCCAGAUCACAGUGUUGGAUACAAACGACAAUGCCCCUGUUUUCGAGCAACCGCUUUACCGCGUGAAAGUCCUUGAGAACGUGGCCCCAGGCACCCUGCUUCUCACAGUAAGAGCUAGCGACCCUGAUGAAGGUGCCAAUGGGAAAGUGACAUAUAAAUUCCAGAAAAUUAAUGACAAACAAUCCCUGUUAUUCCAUCUUCAUGAAAAUACCGGAGAAAUAUCAGUAGCGAAAACUCUGGACUAUGAAGAAUGUUCAUUAUAUGAAAUGGAAAUACAGGCCGAAGAUGUGGGGGCGCUUCUGGGGAGAAGCAAAGUGAUAAUUAUGGUAGAAGAUGUAAACGACAAUCGGCCGGAAGUGACCAUUACAUCCUUAUUUAACCCAGUGUUGGAAAAUUCUCUUCCUGGUACAGUAAUUGCCUUCUUGAAUGUGCAUGACCGAGACUCUGGAAAGAACGGUCAAGUUGUCUGUUCCACACACGAGAACUUACCUUUUAAGUUAGAAAAGUCAAUAGAUAAUUAUUAUAGAUUGGUGACAUGGAAGUAUUUGGACCGAGAAAAGGUCUCUGUCUACAAUAUCACGGUGAUAGCUUCUGAUCUAGGAGCCCCACCUCUGUCUACUGAAACUUACAUUGCCCUGGUUGUGGCAGACACUAAUGACAACCCUCCUCGUUUUCCCCAUACAUCCUACACAGCCUACAUCCCAGAGAACAACCUGAGAGGUGCCUCCAUCUUCUCCUUGACUGCACAUGACCCUGACAGCCAGGAAAAUGCACAGGUCACUUAUUCUGUGUCUGAGGACACCAUCCAGGGAGCACCUCUGGCCUCUUACGUCUCCAUCAACUCAGACACUGGCGUCCUGUAUGCACUUCAAUCUUUUGACUUUGAGAAGAUCCAAGACUUGCAGUUUUGGAUUAUUGCCAGUGACAGCGGAAGCCCACCACUCAGCAGCAAUGUGUCACUGCGCUUGUUUGUAUUGGACCAGAAUGACAAUGCACCUGAGAUUCUAUACCCGGGACUCCCCACAGAUGGCUCCACUGGUGUGGAACUAGCACCCCGCUCUGCAGAGCCUGGAUACCUGGUGACCAAGGUGGUGGCAGUGGACAGAGACUCAGGACAGAAUGCAUGGCUGUCCUAUCGCCUGCUCAAGGCCAGCGAACCUGGGCUCUUCUCCGUGGGGCUGCACACAGGCGAGGUGCGCACAGCUAGGGUCCUGCUGGACAGAGAUGCACUCAAACAGAACCUGGUGAUAGCAGUGCAGGACCACGGCCAGCCUCCUCUCUCUGCCACUGUCACGCUCACCGUGGCCGUGGCUAACAGUAUCCCUGAAGUGUUGGCCGACUUGAGCAGCAUUAGGACCCCUGGGGCCCCAGAGGAUUCCGAUCUCACCCUCCACUUGGUGGUGGCAGUGGCCGUUGUCUCCUGCGUCUUUCUUGUCUUUGUCAUCGUCCUCCUAGCACUCAGGCUUCAACGCUGGCAGAAGUCUCGCCAGUUCCAGAGUUCCAGAGGCGGAUUGCCCCCUGCACCUCCCUCACAUUUUGUGGGCAUCGACGGGGUACAAGCUUUUCUGCAAACCUAUUCUCAUGAAGUCUCCCUCACUUCAGGCUCCCGGACAAGCCACAUUAUCUUUCCUCAGCCCAACUAUGCAGACAUGCUCAUUAACCAGGAAAGCAGUGAGAAAAAUGAUUCCUUACUAACAUCCAUAGAUUUCCCUGAGAGUAAGGAUGAAGGCGUGUGUGCUCUGGUAAGUCCGGGUCUCUUACUCUCAUAG
Molecule: messenger RNA, 2451 nt
Organism: Arvicola amphibius (Eurasian water vole)
Lineage: Eukaryota; Metazoa; Chordata; Mammalia; Rodentia; Cricetidae
Product: protocadherin gamma-A8-like
Exons: 1
Coding region: 1-2451 (816 amino acids)
Biological process (GO): homophilic cell-cell adhesion
Cellular component (GO): plasma membrane
Molecular function (GO): calcium ion binding
Source: RefSeq, a predicted model, not a curated record